This is a messenger RNA of Notodromas monacha, 360 nucleotides long. The record is from the annotation of a GenBank genome assembly. NCBI's taxonomy places the organism in Eukaryota, Metazoa, Arthropoda, Ostracoda, Podocopida, Cyprididae.
AUGAUUUAUGUCCCUUUCGACCUGUCGUGUGCGAUUACUGGUCGGGAGAAUCCGUCACCCGGGCCCAUGAAUAAUUCACUUGUCUUCCGGGACUUGUUUGCAGAUUCCGUGUGGCGUCUCGAGUCGAGUCGGACGAAGGAUUUGCGUCGCGAGUCGGGUCGCCGACCCGUUUUGCGAACCGGUUCCGUUUUGGUACGAGUGUCGACGACGACGGCGACGAGGACAACAACAACAACAACAACGAGGGAGAAGGAGGAGGAGGAAAUAAUAAGUGUGAUCGAGCUGGGUGCAAUUAAUUUGCCUGCUUCGGUCUUGGAAAUCGUGCAAUGUUCUGCUUUGGAUAAUGGUCAAAAUGUGUGA